This is a messenger RNA of Oncorhynchus kisutch (coho salmon), 2014 nucleotides long. Its product is annotated as guanine nucleotide-binding protein subunit alpha-14-like. Gene Ontology annotation, biological process: adenylate cyclase-modulating G protein-coupled receptor signaling pathway. The record is from RefSeq and is a predicted model, not a curated record. The transcript is spliced from 7 exons. Gene Ontology annotation, molecular function: GTPase activity; G protein-coupled receptor binding; GTPase activator activity. Bases 401 to 1465 code for a protein of 354 amino acids. NCBI's taxonomy places the organism in Eukaryota, Metazoa, Chordata, Actinopteri, Salmoniformes, Salmonidae. Gene Ontology annotation, cellular component: cytoplasm; heterotrimeric G-protein complex.
AACCCAGCCUGUGUGGCACUGGUGAGAAACCUUCCCUACUUGGCACAGAAUACAUGCGACAUAGUGGUCAAAUUAUAAAGAAAUACAACAUAACUUUUUGUGGGCGGGUUUAGUUUACACACUACUCCAGGUUUCGUUUACUAACCCAGACAGUAUAGGCCUAAUAGAGAAUGUAGCUUCGGUAAUUUACCUCACCUUAACUCACUGGCUUUACCUGCACGGUAGGAAUGCGACCCGGUCAGACCGCUCAGCUCUUCAUACAGGUAGAAUGACUUCUGAAUUUUGAAAGGCCACCUGUUACGAGAGAGAGGACGUUCUCUCUCAGGGAGGUCGGUUGGAAUAUAAAUCAUUUAUCCAUCUACCUCACCUGAAAUACGGACAGCUACAACACAGCACCAAUAUGGGCGAAUGCUGUAUGUCAGCUGAAGACUCGGAGAGACUAAGGAUACACCAGGAGAUUGAGAGACAGCUUCGCCGGGAAAAAAAUGAAUUUCACCGGGAGAAAAAGUUGUUGCUUUUAGGGACUGGUGAGAGUGGAAAGAGCACCUUCAUCAAACAGAUGAGGAUCAUCCAUGGGACGGGCUACUCGGAUGCAGACAAGCGAGGCUUCACCAGGCUGGUUUACCAGAACAUCGUCAAUGCUGUUCAGAACAUGAUCCAAGCCAUGAAGACCCUACAGAUUGAUUUUAAAGAUCACCAGAACAUUAGCCAUGCAGACAGACUGAGCAUGGUGAAGGCAGAUCUAGUGACCAUACUGGAGCCAUGGCAGGUGGAUGCCAUCAGGAGACUGUGGAGCGACCAGGGAAUUCAGAAGUGCUACGAGCGCAAGCGAGAGUACCAGCUCUCUGACUCUACCAAAUAUUACCUGAGUGAUCUGGACAGAAUCACUGCCCCCUCAUACCUCCCCACCCUGCAGGACAUCCUGAGGGUCAGGGUCCCCACCACAGGCAUCAUAGAGUACCCCUUUGACCUCAAGACUGUCAUCUUCAGGCUGGUGGAUGUGGGAGGUCAAAGGUCAGAGAGGAGGAAGUGGAUCCACUGUUUUGAGAGGGUCACCUCCAUCAUCUUCCUGGUGGCCCUCAGUGAAUACGACCAGGUCCUCUAUGAGAGUGCCAAUGUGAAUCGACUAGAGGAGAGCAAAGCCCUGUUUACAACCAUCAUCACAUACCCCUGGUUCCAGGAAUCCUCCAUCAUCCUCUUCCUAAACAAAGCUGAUCUUCUAGAGGAAAAGAUUUACCACUCCAACCUGGCAGACUACUUCCCAGCAUUCACAGGUCCCCGGAAAGAUGCAGAGUCUGCUAAGAAGUUCAUCCUGAAUAUGUACAAAGAGCAACAUAUGGGGCGUCACAAAUCCCUGUACAACCACUUCACCUGUGCAACGGACACAGAAAACAUCAGAGUUGUCUUCAAAGCAGUCAAAGACACCAUCUUCAGAGAAAACAUGACUAAGUACAACCUGGGUUAGAGGGGUUUAGGACUCGUGUGAUUUCAGAUCUGUAUAUGGUGCAAUUUCACUUUCGAUUUACAGUUUUGGUACAGACAUUUAAGUAACUGUGGUCUUGAAUUAUACGCUUUUUUUUAUGAUAACAAAGCCAGGGAUCACAGUCAUAGCACCAACAGAAGCACAUCAGAAUUGUUAUAAUAUAGGAAUUUCAAAACGUUUUAGAAUCGUAACAACUCCUGAACAUCUUCCAUGUUACAAGAUGGAUGGUAUCAGUAGACUAUCCCAUCUGUAUGACAUAACUACUGAUGAGAGAAAUACCCUGAGGAAUGUUGUGGACCCUGAAUCUCCGCCUGGGGUUCCUGCCAUUAAGAGUUCCUUGGUUUAUAUUUGUGUUGUAAUGUCAUGUGUGUGUUUCAUAUAUAUAUUUCAUGAUUUACACUUUCCUUAUUUUUAGGUCUUUUUAAAACUUUAAAUUAAUGAUUAACUCUAGUCAUUCAAAGGAUUCUGGAGCGGUCACUAGUUUGUUGUAGUUUGUUAAUGUGUGUGUUAGCAAUAAAUCAUUCAAAUCUA